CUAUUUUCAACACAGGCACAGCAUAAGAGAAGAAGAAGAAGAAGACGAGAUAAUCCGAGCAGAAAACGGAGUUAUUCGCAUGCCUUUUAUCUCUCUAAAUACAAAAAGGAUCUCUCGCUCUAUAGAUCGGAUGGAUGCUCUUGUACAAGGAUAUGAAUUUUCUGGAUCAAUUAAUGGUUUGAAGUUCGACCAUACGUUGAUUCCAAUAUUUUCAGAUCGAACUAUUGCAAAUGGAUUGGAAGUAGGUGAUCUACGUGUAGAUGAUGAUUGCGAGAUUCUUCUUCCUCAAAAUGAACUGAAUACUAAUUAUCAUCAGAAUUAUAUUGAUGAUAAUGAUAAUGAUAAUCCUGAUGAUUUGUCUCCCUCAUUUGGGGCCACUAAUUUGCACGAGGAAGGUGAUUUCUCUGAUGCAACCCUAAAAUACAUAAGUCAGAUGCUUAUGGAGGAGGAGGAUUUGGAGUACAAAACUGGUAUGUUUCAGGAUUGUUCGGCUCUUGAAGCUGCUGAGAAAUCGUUUUAUGAUCUUAUUGGAGAGAGAUAUCCUCCUACUCCUUUAGAGAACGAAAGUGUUAUCUCUGUCCUUUCUCCAAACUCAAGCAGUCCUGAUGAUGACUUUGUUAAGACUAUUGGAAGUUUUCCAGAAUCUGGUCAUGUGUGUUCCAUGGUUCAGGAGUUUUGCUCACUUAAUAGUGGCUUGUUUGAUGUUGUGGAUGGGUCAAUUGACUCCCAAAUCCUCCCACAGUUUGGGAAAGAAGAUUCAAAUGAAGUUCUUAACUGUGUUUGUGGAACAGACAAGGUUGAAAGUUGUCAACCAUCAAAUGGAUUUAGAUUGAAGAAGAAUCAUUUUCGGGAGGAUAAUGAUUGCCUUGAAGCGAACCGUAGCAGCAAGCAGAUAGCGAGUUCGAUUGAUGAUUCUGAUGUGCAAUCAAAUAUGUAUGACCAGGUCUUACUCUGUCACGGUUUUCAUCCAAACAUGCAGCCGGACUCAAACUGUGUUUCAGACGAUGACUCCCCCAAGCAGAAUAGCCUUUCGAAAGGAACAAGGCCAGGCAGGCCAAAAGGUAGUAAUAAGAAACAAGGUAAAAAGGAAGUGGUUGAUUUAAGAACUCUCCUUACACAAUGCUCCCAUAACGUUGCUAGCAGUGACACUCGAGCUACAACCGACCUGUUGAAACGAAUUAGGAAACACUCUUCUCCACAUGGAGAUGGUAUCGAGAGGAUGGCUUAUUUCUUCGCUAACGCCAUUGAAUUAAGGUUAGCCGGUACUGGAACGUACACUUCUCUAGCUACUACAAGAAUCUCGGCUGCCCAAAUCUUGAAAGGAUAUAAAGCAUAUGUGACUGCUUGUCCUUUCAAGAAACUGACAAACUUCUAUGCAAACCGGUCCAUUGCGAGAUUAGCGAAGAACACUGAUAGGCUCCAUAUAAUUGACUUCGGGAUAUUAUACGGUUUUCAAUGGCCCUGUCUGAUUCAACGGCUCUCUGCCAGAGCUGGCGGGCCUCCUAAGCUUAAGAUAACGGGAAUUGAGCCUCCCCAGCCGGGUUUGAGGCCAUCCGAACGUGUCGAGGAGACUGGAAAACGGUUAAGAAACUACUGCGAGAGAUUCAACGUUCCGUUCGAGUACCAUACAGUGACCAAGAAGUGGGAAACAAUAACUUUAGAGGAUCUCAAAAUCGAGAAAGAAGAGCUGCUCGUGGUGAACUGCCUCUACAGGUUAAGAAACGUGAACGACGAGACCGUGGUCCCAAGUAGUCCGAGGAACGUGGUGCUGAAACUGAUCAGGAGUAUAAACCCGGACCUGUUUGUUCACGGGGUUGUUAACGGGACAUUCAACGCCCCUUUUUUCGUGACGCGUUUUCGUGAGGCGCUUUUCCACUUCUCGUCGCUUUUCGAUAUGUUCGACGCGACUUUGCCGAGGGAAGACGAGGCUAGGAUGCUAUUCGAGCAGGAGGUUUUUGGGAAGGAUAUAAUGAAUAUAAUAGCCUGUGAAGGAACGGAAAGAGUGGAGAGGCCGGAAACUUACAAGCAAUGGCAAGUGAGGAACCAGAGAGCUGGGCUUGUGCAACUGCCGUUGCAGAAGGAGAUAGUGAAGGAUGUUAUGAAUAAGGUGACGAAUGGGUAUCAUAGGGAUUUCGUUGUGGAUGUUGAUGGCAAUUGGAUGCUACAAGGAUGGAAAGGGAGAAUUAUUUAUGCCAUUUCCUGUUGGAAACCCGCAAAGGUUAUUAGUUUGUGAAAUCUAAAAUAAUUAUCGAGGGACAAAAGUCUCGAAAAGGUCCGUCGUCCUUCGGUAUUACUCCUAUUUAUGGGUUGUCGUGAUAGUUUCCCCCAAGGAUUUAGUCGGAGUUGUGCGAAUGGCUAGCAUCCGAACUAGCUCGGUUGCCUGGUUCUAUUGUUAGCACGAAAAUUUAUUGAUUGCUUGCUUAUCUUUAUUUUGGCUAAUAGGUUUUGGUUUUGGUUUUGCUGGUCAUAUAGUUUUAUUUGGUUAAAUGUUGGAAUUUCUAUGAAUUAGUUAUAUAAACAAUAAUAUUCUAGUACAAAGUGUUGAGUCCAU
Messenger RNA from Impatiens glandulifera, 2551 nucleotides. RefSeq names its product scarecrow-like protein 11. Gene Ontology annotation, biological process: regulation of DNA-templated transcription. Bases 80 to 2233 code for a protein of 717 amino acids. Gene Ontology annotation, molecular function: DNA-binding transcription factor activity; sequence-specific DNA binding. The transcript is spliced from 2 exons. The record is from RefSeq and is a predicted model, not a curated record. Gene Ontology annotation, cellular component: nucleus. NCBI's taxonomy places the organism in Eukaryota, Viridiplantae, Streptophyta, Magnoliopsida, Ericales, Balsaminaceae.